Messenger RNA from Hydra vulgaris (swiftwater hydra), 1015 nucleotides. RefSeq lists its product as uncharacterized. The record is from RefSeq and is a predicted model, not a curated record. NCBI's taxonomy places the organism in Eukaryota, Metazoa, Cnidaria, Hydrozoa, Anthoathecata, Hydridae.
GCAAAUUAAUGUAAAUAAGUAAAUUUACUCUGUCGGCUUUUCAUCUCUAAAGAAGUUCCGUACUUAGUAAAAAUGAGUCAAAUUUAAGCCGAUUGUUAUGCAUUACUUUGUAUAAAAAACGCCUUUUACGUUUUAUAACGAAGCUGGCUUUUGACCGAAACAGUAGAUACAGUUGACACUAUAUAAUAAAACGAAAAAAAGACAUAAUGUUAUUUAUAUUAUUAACUUUGGUUUUGUCCUCAGAACUAAAUGCUCUUACAACGACACAAAGCGCAGUUGAUAUUACCGAAACAGAUACCGUUACUGAACCAAUACCAGGAGCAGAUGAAACCACAACUGCAUCAUCCGAAUCAAUUCCAGAUGUAAUUCAAACUACCACUAAAUCCUCAGAAACAACCUCAAAUGAAAUAGUAAUAGGUGAUAGCACCACCGAAGCAACUUCAGUUGCACCAGUUGAUGAACAAAGUAGUUCAGACGCUGUGCCAUCAAAGCUUGGGCCUACACCCGUUGCGCCACUAUGUUCACAAAGUCUUUGCUUUGGUGUCUCUGAUGGAAAUUAUGAGAUCACAGGAUACCCACACGAUUUUGUCCAAUGUUCCAACGGUAUUGCUGCUUGCCAAUCUUGUUGGCCUCAAAACUUAUUUUUUAGUCAAACGUGCAAUCAAUGCUUAUACAAAAAAGAAGAUUCUUGUUACACUACAAAAUUAUGGAAGCCUCAAACUACUUAUCCAUGUCCUGAUGCUUGCCCUAAUAAAGGACCUAACUUUUCUGGAAACAUUGCAGAUAACGUUUCAAAUGGUGGAGCGGGAAAUCCAUAUCAGUAUAUUGGCUGUUGGUUGGGUGUUACCCAAGGAUGUGUUAUGUGUCCGGCAGGUUUAAAGUUUAACGAGCAGUCAAACGCUUGCUUAUUUGAUGGACUAUAUCAGACUAAACCCAAUUGAGAACAUUUGAAACUUUUUUAUUGAAAUUAUAAAGUGUAUUUAAUAAUUUUUGAAAUAUGUGUUUUUGACUUUAA